Molecule: messenger RNA, 808 nt
Organism: Apodemus sylvaticus (European woodmouse)
Lineage: Eukaryota; Metazoa; Chordata; Mammalia; Rodentia; Muridae
Gene: Cabp2
Product: calcium binding protein 2
Exons: 7
Coding region: 1-666 (221 amino acids)
Molecular function (GO): calcium ion binding
Source: RefSeq, a predicted model, not a curated record
AUGGUUAAGAGACCCAUGGGGAACUGUGCCAAGAGGCCCUGGCACCGGGGGUCUAAGGAACGCUGGCAGUGGCCCGGAUCCCCCCUAGGGGGCUCCCGCCCCAGCCCUGGCCCCAGAGCUGAGGAGCAGGAGGGGACACAGGGCUACUCAGUGCUCGGCAGCCUGGUGGGGCCAGCAUGCAUCUUCCUUCGACCCAGCAUCGCCGCUACCCAGCUCAACCGAGAGCUGAGACCAGAAGAGAUUGAAGAGCUGCAGGUCGCCUUCCAGGAGUUUGACCGAGACCGGGAUGGCUACAUUGGCUACCGGGAGCUGGGUGCCUGCAUGCGGACACUGGGAUACAUGCCCACAGAGAUGGAGCUCAUUGAGAUAUCACAACAAAUCAGUGGUGGGAAGGUGGACUUUGAAGAUUUUGUGGAGCUGAUGGGUCCCAAGCUGCUGGCAGAGACGGCAGACAUGAUUGGCGUGAGGGAGCUUCGAGACGCUUUCCGGGAGUUUGACACCAACGGAGACGGCUGCAUCAGCAUAGGCGAGCUCCGGGCUGCCCUCAAGGCUCUGCUGGGGGAACGCCUCAGCCAACGGGAAGUAGAUGAGAUACUCCAAGACAUUGACCUCAACGGAGACGGCCUGGUGGAUUUUGAAGAAUUUGUUCGGAUGAUGUCUCGGUAAGCCUGUAUAGAAGCUGGAGUGGACCAGCCUGGAGGAUCCCAGCCUCCUAAUUGCAGAGGAUCCUGUAUGCUCUUUGAAGGUCAUUGUGUACAGGACUGUGUGCCUCCUCCCCAUCCCCGCCGGGGCAGUGUCCUCUCCUGUC